CCCUCGCCAUUAUUUAUCCCCUCGCGCUCUCCACAACAACCGUCUCCGCCUCCUCCUACGCCGCCGCCGCCGCCGGAUUCGCUUCCGCUACCGGCGGCCGCCUCCAUUCCCGCACCACGAUUGCAGCAACCGCAACACCAGUAACGCCUCUCCCCAACGGGAAGAAUCCAUUUCGACCAGUCCACGGCUCCACGCAUCGGGGGCAGGGCACCCCCAUCUUUGACUUGGACUGCGCGUCCAGAUCUAGGCGAGCGGACCGAGGGACGAUGAACGGAGGCGCCGCUCCACCGGCGGCUGCAGCGGCGGCCGCGACGCCGCCCCACCGGCGCCUUCCGGACUUCCUCCAGAGCGUGAACCUCAAGUACGUGAAGCUGGGGUACCACUACCUCAUCACCCAUCUGCUCACGCUGAUGCUGCUCCCGCUCAUGGCCGUGAUCCUCCUCGAGGCCGGGCGCACCGAUCCCAACGACCUGCGCCAGCUCUGGCUCCACCUUCAGUACAACCUCGUCUCCGUGCUCGUCCUCUCCGCCGUCCUCGUCUUCGGCUCCACCGUCUACGUGCUCACCCGUCCCCGCCCCAUCUACCUUGUUGACUUCGCCUGCUACAAGCCGCCCGCCCACCUCCAGGUCCACUUCGAGGAGUUCAUGCACCACUCCAAGCUCUGCGGCUUCUCCGACGACGCGCUCGAGUUCCAGCGCAAAAUCCUCGAGCGCUCCGGCCUCAGCGAGGAGACCUACGUCCCCGAGGCCAUGCACGCCCUCCCGCCCCAGCCCACCAUGGCCAACGCCCGCGCCGAGGCCGAGGCCGUUAUGUUCGGCGCGCUCGACAACCUAUUCAAGUCCACCGGCAUAAAGCCCAAAGACGUCGGCAUCCUCGUCGUCAACUGCAGCCUCUUCAACCCCACGCCGUCCCUGUCAGCCAUGAUCGUGAACAAGUACAAGCUCCGGGGGAACAUCCGGAGUUUCAAUCUCGGAGGGAUGGGAUGCAGCGCUGGGGUCAUCGCCGUCGACCUCGCGCGCGACAUGCUGCAGGUGCACCGCAACACCUACGCCGUGGUCGUCAGCACGGAGAACAUCACCCAGAACUGGUACUUCGGGAACCGCAAGGCGAUGCUGAUCCCCAACUGCCUCUUCCGCGUCGGUGGCGCGGCGGUGCUGCUCUCCAAUCGCGACGCCGACCGCCGCCGCGCCAAGUACCGCCUCAAGCACGUGGUGCGCACGCACAAGGGCGCGGACGACAAAGCGUUCAACUGCGUGUACCAGGAGCAGGACGACGAGGGCAAGACCGGCGUGUCGCUGUCCAAGGACCUCAUGGCCAUCGCCGGCGGCGCGCUCAAGACGAACAUCACCACGCUGGGCCCGCUCGUCCUGCCCGUCAGCGAGCAGCUCCUCUUCUUCGCCACGCUCGUCGCCAAGAAGCUGUUCAACGCCAAGAUCAAGCCUUACAUCCCGGACUUCAAGCUCGCAUUCGAGCACUUCUGCAUCCACGCCGGCGGGCGCGCCGUGAUCGACGAGCUCGAGAAGAACCUGCAGCUGAGCCCGGUGCACGUCGAGGCAUCCCGGAUGGCGCUCCACCGGUUCGGCAACACGUCGAGCAGCUCCAUUUGGUACGAGCUCGCCUACAUGGAGGCCAAGGGCCGCGUCCGCCGCGGCCACCGCAUCUGGCAGAUCGCGUUCGGCAGCGGGUUCAAGUGCAACAGCGCGGUCUGGCAGGCUCUGCGCAACGUCAAGCCGUCGCCCAACAGCCCAUGGGAGGACUGCAUUGACCGAUACCCGGUGGAGCUCGUCGAUGGCUUCCCCAUACACAAGCCGCAGCAAUAGCAUCCACAUGACCACAUCCAUCGAUGCUCCAAUACAGAAAUCUUAGCUCGGAUCCGGUCAAAUCCUCAUAUGGCUACUAGUGACAUACUUGGGUCUGCUUUUCCAGGGCAUAAUUGCAUUCGGAGAAUCUCCAGGCUCGCUGCAAGUCUGCUCUGCUCUGUUAGCAUUGGAUCGUUGGUCUGUACUUCAUGGAUCAUCUGGCCUGCGAGAGCAUGGGGGCCCUGCCUGCCUCUGCACCUUGCGGUAAGUUUGCAGUAGCAGAGUGCUGACGAGUUAAGAUAGCUUAUCGUUGUAUGUACAUUUGUCUUUUUAGCCAUUGCUGCCGAUUGUCAUUUACUCCUACUAGACAGUGGUCCAUAGGAGGGGCCAUUCUUUUCUUUUUACAGAGGGAUUCAUGUUGAUGACGAAGGGUGUCUUGUACGGAUCGAUGGAGCGUGUAUUUGUCCUGUUCAAUUGGAAAUCUUGCUCUUUCUUAGCUAUGUUACCUUGUUACUUAUCGAUGGAGUAUGUAUUUGUCCUGUUCAAUUA
Molecule: messenger RNA, 2348 nt
Organism: Phragmites australis (common reed)
Lineage: Eukaryota; Viridiplantae; Streptophyta; Magnoliopsida; Poales; Poaceae
Product: 3-ketoacyl-CoA synthase 4-like
Exons: 1
Coding region: 267-1820 (517 amino acids)
Biological process (GO): fatty acid biosynthetic process
Cellular component (GO): membrane
Molecular function (GO): acyltransferase activity, transferring groups other than amino-acyl groups
Source: RefSeq, a predicted model, not a curated record